This is a messenger RNA of Mytilus trossulus (common blue mussel), 984 nucleotides long. RefSeq lists its product as uncharacterized. Gene Ontology annotation, molecular function: protein binding. The transcript has 5 exons. NCBI's taxonomy places the organism in Eukaryota, Metazoa, Mollusca, Bivalvia, Mytilida, Mytilidae. The record is from RefSeq and is a predicted model, not a curated record. Bases 39 to 785 code for a protein of 248 amino acids.
AACUGCGAUAAAAAUUCAAAUACCUGUUACAUAUCAAAAUGGAUUUCUUAUUUGUUUGUAUUAUUUGUGCGGUAAUAAUUAAUGAUGCCCUGUCUUCAACAUAUAAAUAUCGAACAUAUUAUAUGGAGGAUUUCUGUAAGUACCAAAUUACAAUCAAAGACCCAGUAAUACUCUCACUGACUAAGACAUUAUUUUAUGACCAUGGAUACAGAUGUUCCAUCCGACUAAAAGUUCCCCAAGAUCACGUGGUAUCUAUACAGUUUACUAGAUUUGAUAUUGGUCAUCCCCAUAUGGUAUACUGUGACGACAGUUUACAUGUAUUUGAUGGAGAAGACGAAGAAACAGAUGAAAUAACUGUAUCAAAGGGUCUUUGCGGAGUUACUAUUCCUCGACCAAUUGUAUCUUCAGGACAAGAUGUUACAAUAAAGUUUAAAAGUCGGUAUAUGAGUAUUGGGACUGGAUUCCAGGCAGUAAUAACACCUAUGCAAGCUGAUGAGAUGAUCAAAUGUGACAAAUCGUUAUUCCAAUGUGGAGAUGGUUACUGUAUUAAUAACACGUUUGUGUGUGAUGGGUACUAUAAUUGUAUGAAUGAAAGAGAUGAAUCAGCUAAGUUUGCUCACUGUCCAGGUGUUAAAGCAGUAUGGACCGAUUUCUCUCUGUUCAUGAAGAUUUCAUUUGGAGUUUUACUAGCACUGAGUGUACUGUCGAUUGCUGGUCUGGUCAUAUAUUUUACUAAUCGAAAAGAACAAAAACGAUUAAAACUAAAACUGAAUCACAAGAAUUAGCUUCAACAGAAAUCAUAUGAAUUUGUGUAUGUCCGUUACAUGUUUGUUGGUUUAGGAACUCGAUAUCUUCCAGCGGACAUUCCUGCUCCUCCCAUAUAGUAGAAAGAGAUAAAAGAAGGCUUGUAUUUACUACAAGAAUAAAAUAAUGAAAGAGGAAUGCUUAAUUACAUAACAUCACGGAAAUAUAUUUUUUGAAGAA